CUGCCCGCCGCCACCAGCCGCCACCAUGCUGACCACCGAUGACAAGAAGCUGAUCGAGCAGACCUGGGAGAAGGUGGUGGGCCACCAGGAGGACUUUGGAGCCGAGGCCCUGGACAGGAUGUUCAUCUCCUACCCCCAGACCAAGACCUACUUCCCCCACUUCGACCUGAGCUGUGGCUCCGACCAGAUCCGCAGCCACGGCAAGAAAGUGGUGGCCGCCUUGGGCAACGCCGUCAAGAGCCUGGACAACCUCAGCCAGGCCCUGUCCGAGCUCAGCAACCUGCACGCCUACAACCUGCGCGUUGACCCCGUCAACUUCAAGCUGCUGUCGCAGUGCUUCCAGGUGGUACUGGCCGUGCACCUGGGCGCCGAAUACACCCCCGAGGUGCACGCCGCCUUCGACAAGUUCCUGUCAGCCGUGGCUGCCGUGCUGGCCGAGAAGUACAGAUGAGCUGCCGCCCGCACCCGGGUGCCAUCAAUAAAGACACUUUUGCCGCA
Molecule: messenger RNA, 498 nt
Organism: Gymnogyps californianus (California condor)
Lineage: Eukaryota; Metazoa; Chordata; Aves; Accipitriformes; Cathartidae
Product: hemoglobin subunit alpha-2
Exons: 3
Coding region: 26-451 (141 amino acids)
Biological process (GO): oxygen transport; hydrogen peroxide catabolic process
Cellular component (GO): hemoglobin complex; blood microparticle; haptoglobin-hemoglobin complex
Molecular function (GO): haptoglobin binding; organic acid binding; heme binding
Source: RefSeq, a predicted model, not a curated record